Messenger RNA from Acanthopagrus latus (yellowfin seabream), 1939 nucleotides. RefSeq names its product methionyl aminopeptidase 2a (gene metap2a). Bases 19 to 1434 code for a protein of 471 amino acids. The record is from RefSeq and is a predicted model, not a curated record. Lineage: Eukaryota; Metazoa; Chordata; Actinopteri; Spariformes; Sparidae. Gene Ontology annotation, biological process: proteolysis. The transcript has 11 exons. Gene Ontology annotation, molecular function: metalloaminopeptidase activity.
CCAGCAGCGCCUGCGAUCAUGGCGGACGUGGUUGCGGAUCAGGCAGCGGACCAGAAAGCAGUGCUGAACGGGGAGGUGGAGGACAGAGACGAGGCCGACCCAGUGGAGGAGACAGCCAAGAAGAAGAAGAAAAAGAAGAAGAAGAACAAGUCAGCAACGGCAGGCGCUGAGCCGGAGGCUGAUGGAGUGGCCGACGUGACCAAACAGCUGGAGAAGCAGGCGAUAGAAGACAAAGAGAAGGAGGAGGACGGCGAGGAAGAUGGAGACGACGGAGAAAACUCGGCAGGGAAAAAGAAGAAGAAGAAAAAGAAGAAGAAAGGACCCAAAUCUCAGACUGAUCCCCCGUCUGUGCCCAUCUGUGAGUUAUACCCGAGUGGCACUUUCCCCAUCGGACAGGAGUGUGAAUAUCCGCCCUCACAGGACGGUCGCAGUGCGGCGUGGCGUACGACCCACGAGGAGAAGCGGGUGAUGGAUAAAGCCAACGAGGAGGUGUGGAACGACUUCAGACAGGCAGCCGAGGCCCACAGACAGGUCCGCCAGCACGUCCGCGGCUUCAUGAAACCCGGACUGACCAUGAUUGAAAUCUGCGAGCGGUUGGAGGACUGUUCUCGUAAGCUGAUCAAGGAGAACGGGCUGAACGCCGGCCUGGCUUUCCCCACCGGCUGCUCCCUGAACCAUUGUGCUGCCCACUACACUCCCAACGCCGGAGACACCACCGUCCUGCAGUACGACGACGUCUGCAAGAUCGACUUCGGCACGCACAUUAACGGGCGAAUCAUUGACUGUGCCUUCACCGUCACGUUUAAUCCAAAGUACGACAAGCUGCUGGAGGCUGUGAGAGACGCCACCAAUACUGGAAUCAAAAACGCCGGCAUCGAUGUGCGUCUGUGUGAUGUCGGAGAGGCGAUUCAAGAGGUGAUGGAGUCGUACGAGGUCGAGCUCGAUGGCAAAACAUACCAAGUGAAGCCGAUCCGAAACCUGAACGGCCACUCGAUCGGUCAGUACAGAAUACAUGCAGGCAAGACGGUGCCCAUCGUCAAAGGAGGAGAAGCUACAAGAAUGGAGGAGGGAGAGGUUUACGCCAUCGAGACAUUUGGCAGCACAGGUAAAGGUGUUGUCCACGACGACAUGGAGUGCUCCCACUAUAUGAAAAACUUUGACGUCGGCCACGUCCCAAUCAGGCUUCCCAGAGCGAAGCAUCUGCUGAACGUCGUCAACGAGAACUUCGGCACGUUGGCGUUCUGCCGGCGCUGGCUGGACCGUCUGGGUGAGAGCAAGUACCUGAUGGCCCUGAAGAACCUGUGCGACCUGGGCAUUGUGGACCCCUACCCUCCGCUCUGCGACACCAAGGGCUGCUACACCGCUCAGUUCGAGCACACCAUCCUGCUCAGGCCCACCUGCAAGGAGGUGGUGAGCCGGGGAGACGACUACUGACACCCCAACCCCGCCCACCCUUCAACAGCACCACACCCUCCCCCCGUCACCUCCACCACACAGCACCUCCAGACCCCGUUAGCAAGUCCUGCUUCAGCAGAAAAGAGCUUCUAAAAACAGGACGUGGUCGUCUCAGAGCAGCUUUGAGGGAUGCCAAAUGCUACUGUAUUCUACCCACAAUGCACCACUCACAGCUUGCAAGGAACAAGGACUUGGCUUUCUGAGUUUUCUAUCAUCAACCACAGCUUAAAAAGUAAACAAGCCAACACGUUUCUGUCGGAGGAAGCAUUGUUGUUUCCUCCUGGACCUCAUUUUACACAUUAAAGAGUCAACUGUCACACAGUUAAACAUUAAUUUAAGUUGCCGCUGAAUCUAGUGCAUCCUCAGUAUUCAGAGACGGUGAGCGUGGGAACCCUCCCCCCCCCGUAUCUCCCCUUUCAUUUUCAAAGUUUGUACGGCUCCACUCUGAGCCUCCAGUACUUUAGUGCUCGAGUCAAAUUAAGCA